AUGAACAAUAAGAGCAAGAAUAUUAGAACCCUGUACAGAGCAAUAAAUGAAUUUAAGAGAGAUUACCAACCGAGAAGUAACUUAGUGAAGGAUGAGAAUGGUGAUCUGCUUGCAAGUGAACUGUUAGUACCUUAUCCUAUUCCUUGUGAGACUGAAAUCCCUGUUCCAUAUUUGAAAAGGGAAAAGGACAGUGAAAUAUUUACUAGCAUAAAGCUGUUUAAUGUGCUUUCCUUAACAGGUCUUCCAGUAGGUCAGCAUAUUCAUUUGUCAGCCAAAAUAGAUGAGCAAAUUGUAAUCCGUUCAUAUACACCAGUCACUAGUGAUGAAGAAAAGGGUUACAUGGAUCUUGUCAUUAAGGUGUACUUCAAGAAUGUACAUCCAAAGUUCCCAGAGGGUGGAAAAAUGAGUCAGUACUUGGAGAAUAUGAAACUUGGAGACACAAUUGAUGUUCGUGGCCCUUCAGGUCGCCUUGUAUAUCUUGGAAAGGGAAAGUUUGCGAUAAAAAUUCUUAGGAAAGACCCACCAACUGCUGUUUCAGUUAAAAAAGUAGCAAUGAUUGCUGGUGGUACUGGAAUCACACCAAUGCUUCAGCUAGUUCGUCACAUAACUCGAGAUCGUGAUGACAACACUGAAAUGGCUUUGCUAUUUGCUAAUCAGUCAGAAGAUGACAUCUUGCUGAAAAAUGAAUUGGAAGAAGUGGCAAAGACACACCCUUUGCAGUUCAAACUUUGGUACACAGUGGACAGGCCAAGUGAAGGAUGGAAGUUCAGUGUUGGUUUCAUCUCUGCUGAGAUGAUCAAGGACCAUUUAUUUCCUCCCAGCCCUGAUACACUGGUGCUUAUGUGUGGACCACCGCCUAUGAUCAAUUUUGCAUGUGUACCAAACUUGGACAAGCUGGGCUAUGAUUCUAACCUCCGAUUUGCAUAUUAGUUUUGUGGUCUCCUGUAAAGGUAAUGCUGCUGCAUAUGGUUAAUGUAGUUAAUUUAGAAAUGUGGUACAUGGUUUAUAAAAGAUUAAUGUAACUCCUAUGCUGGUUGCAGAUGGUGCAUUGGGUGUUAGCCUAUAAAUCAUUUUGUAGGUACAUAGUUCUGGUUGUGGUUCAUUAUAUAAUUUCAGCUAGUAAGUACAAGUGUUACACAAUAAUACAUAAAUCAUGCAAUUCCAAAAGAACAUGGCCUGGGCUGUUACCAUAAUUUAAAAUAUCUAAAGUUAAAUAGCAAGUGAAAUUUAUAUAACACAAAAGAUGAGAGGUUGAUUUUGUUUGUUUGUCAAAGUAGAAAUGCUAAGUGUGAUAUUUUUGAGAUAAUUGUAGAUCACAACUCUGAUAACUUCCCUAUACUUUUCCAUGUUUUAACUAUUUUUAAAGCCAGUAUAUUUACAUGAGUUAAGCCUUGUCACUCUUGAUUUGUUUGGCUAUGAAGUAUGGUGUUUUUCAUUAUAAGGCUCACAAGAAAGUCUGUAAUUCCAAAAUAUAGGAUUUAAUAAUUAGAGUAAGAUCUUUUUAUCUAUCAAGAUAUCUCAUUAUUUGACUGAAAACAGAAACUUAAGUCUGAUGUUUGAUCACGUGAAUAUUGGUCUUCAGUAGUUUCUUUGCCUCUAUCACCACUCUGCAGGAAAUUUGGCAAACAAGUAUAGUAUGUUAAGUGUAUGCAAAUGCAUGUGAUGACUAGUAUGACAAAGAACAUCAAGUUUGCUGUUUUAGCACAUGCUGGUUCAAAUAUAGGAACAUAACUUUCAGUUACCACCAUGUAAAGACUUUUGUAUUGAACAGUCAUAUAGAAAUAUAUGAGAGAGCAUUGUGGGUACUUCACCUUAAAAAGAAAUGUUUGAGUAAUAUAGACUAUUUAUUGCUUGAUUCAGUAUGAAAUAAAAGACAUUUAUCUUACUGCCAGGCUAGUUAUUAAGUUGCUGAGGCAAUAAUUUUUUUAAUUAAAAUUCUUUGCAGAAAAAUGUAAAUUAAAAAUUUUAAUAUGACAUCAAGUAUGUGUAAUGUAAGAAGUAUUUCUUAAAAAGACAGUUUUGAGUUCCUUGGUUUUAUAUCAGAUAGUACCUUCAAAGAACUAACAGCCUAUAUUUUUAUUGUACUUCCUCAUUCCAUGUCAUUUAGUUGUAACUUUGUGUAGAACAUAAAAACAGUUGCUUUGCUGCUUGCUUAUAAUUCUUAAACAUAUUUUAUAUUUAAAACACCCCUAUUAAUACCAGCAUAACACAGUUUAUUGCUAUAUGCUGUGUUGUGGUAUUAAUAGUUUUCAGUAAAUAAAUGAAAUGAAAAUAGUAUCUCUUUCUCCAGUUAAUAUAUAGUUUACAUAAUGUUUGUUGGAUUUGCUUAGUGAACAAACUCCAGUUGCUUUGUAUAUCCAUGAGUAUGGUUUAUUCUUUCUGUACUAAGAACAUUUGUUUUCUUUCUAAUUAAAACUAAACUGGGGUAUGUCAGUUUGGUUAUAUUAAAGACAGCUUUUUACUGUGUAUGUGAAAUACAGAAAAGCAGAAGAUAUACCAUAAUGAAUUAAGAGUAAAUGCUUGAUAACAGUAUUUCUGUCAUCAUGAACUUGAACUUCUUGUUGAUUUAGUUUCUUCUGUCAAACAUGCUGUAACAUUACUUGUCCGAAAAUAACAUCCAAAAUAUGAUUUUUACAUAGAAUGGAUAGUUUCACAUGAAGCUAUACAUAUGCCACAUAUCUAAGUUGCAUCUAUAGAAUGACCGCAGCCACAAAAACUUGUGGACAAAGAUUAUAUAACCUGAUAUUUACACAAAACUAUUAGUGCUUUAUCACCAUAAAGUGCAUUGCAAAAUUUAAUCUGGUUAUAUUAUUUCACUAUAUGACAAAAUUAUGGGAUUUUUUAAUCUGAAAGCAGUUAGAAGAAUGUCUUAAAUGUAUUCAGUAGAAUUGAAAUCUAUGGAUGAUGGGACUCUGUUUAUGUCUCUUAUAAAUACGAGUAUCAUAUUGCAUUUUAGUAUAUGAAUGUAAAGCCUGAAGUUGCACUGCUAAAAUAUACAAUAUAAUGGCAGAUUUUUUUUUAUGUAUAUAGUAAAGAUGUCUGCUGAAUUAUUGCUUCCAUUAGGUUUCUCCAUAGACAGAUGUUCACAGACUUUCAAAACUGCAACUGAACAAUUGUAGACAUGACAUUAAUCAUUGUGCUGGACAAGUAGAGUGGUUUUAUGCCACUCAGGAAGUGAACUAUGUAACAGAACCCUAAUGGCUUCAAUUAGCAGUGUACACCAGCUGCACUAUUGCCUUGAUACAAGGUAGAGCUUCAGAAUGUAAGAUGUAAGUAUAUUUUGUCAUAAUAUAUGUUUUCAGAUCCACAGUGAA
This is a messenger RNA of Cryptotermes secundus, 3314 nucleotides long. Its product is annotated as NADH-cytochrome b5 reductase 3. NCBI's taxonomy places the organism in Eukaryota, Metazoa, Arthropoda, Insecta, Blattodea, Kalotermitidae. Gene Ontology annotation, molecular function: FAD binding; oxidoreductase activity. The coding region runs from base 1 to 930 and encodes 309 amino acids. Gene Ontology annotation, cellular component: mitochondrion. The record is from RefSeq and is a predicted model, not a curated record. The transcript is spliced from 5 exons.